AAUUUCCUUUUUCUGGCUCUAGAAUUAUUUUUUAUUUACUAUAGCUUGAUUCCAUACAGUAUUUUGGUACAACUAUGGAAUUUUCAGCCUGUGAUAUCAGCAUGGUCGGAGAGCGUCCUAAUCGCUGUACCACCGACGCAUGGUAAAUGACUUUGAAAGCCUCUUCAACAUUAAUCUUAGUACAUAUACAUACAUAGGCCGUACAACUAGGUGUGUUUGUCUUCGGAUUCCCGAACAUCACCCUGCAUGGUUGAAUGAAUGGCAAACAAAAUCUAUCCAUAGUGUCAUUCUAUCUCAUCUCGUAGAUACAGAAGACAAAAUUGAUGCUAAAAAGGCUUUCAAAGUAAUUUACUGCAUACCAACAAAUCUUAACUUCAUCUUAAGAAUUCGUCUACUACUUAUUGCUGAGGCUGUUGGAAUCUACAUUAAGAAGCCUAAUAUAUGUGUCCAAAAGAAGCUAGUUCAGACAUUGUCCUUGCCUUGACCUUCUAGGUUUUAAUGAUUCUCAGUUUUUUGUAGAAAUCUCCUAGAUUUUAGUUGAUGUUCUAUCUACUAUUACAUUUUUAUGCUUUUU
Messenger RNA from Trichobilharzia regenti, 574 nucleotides. The record is from the annotation of a GenBank genome assembly. Lineage: Eukaryota; Metazoa; Platyhelminthes; Trematoda; Strigeidida; Schistosomatidae.